GAAUCGACGAUUCUGGAGAUGAGCAGCACCCCAGUCUCUGGCCAGACAAACAAUGCCAACGCAUCUCUCACCGAUCAGGUACUUCUUCCGCAGUCGAGAAAUCCGGCCAUUUUGCAGCAAAUGCAGCAAAUACCAACUGAACAGCAAGACGUCACAUACGCGACAGGGAGCAGUCAACAAGCCUGCAGCCCACCCUGCAAUUUCAAUGUGUCAUUUCUACAGCAAGGUGCUCUACAAGUUAACUUAACAGCUGUUAAAAUACAAGCAAGCCCUAAACGACCUACGCCUGACAGGCGAUGCAAGGUUAUUGCGACAUUGCCAACUUAUAAAUGUGGUCAAAAGUGGUUCUUCAAUAAAAGAACAAGAACCUGCCUUCCAAGCUGCAGUAGAAGGGCUCCCUUUAGGAGCAAGAUAGCCUGCGAUGGAGUUUGUCGAUCCGUGGGAGUUUGUGAUUUCCCAAUGGCAAGCAUUGGCUGUUUUCGUGAGGUGCACGAAGUAUUCAUUUACAAUCCCAACCAGAAUUCGUGCUUCAAGGCGUACGACUGUUCUUACUUCGGAAAUAAAUUCCCUACGUUGCAGCAAUGUCAGAAAACUUGCAGAAAGGGUGCAUCACAACAGCACUUAGCGGGAUCAGGAGUGGACACCCCUCUGGCCUCCACGCCAAUACAAAAUGCUGGAUCUACUGUGGGUCUUCAACCAGCUUUGUCACAUUCCGGUACAUCUCUUGGACCAGGUCUUUUCGGUACCCAAACAGGUGCGGCACAUGUAUUGACCACCUCACUACAAGGCAGUUCACAAAGCUCCGGCUCCGGCUCGCUGUUCAUAGAGCAACAUGGCCAGACAGGACCAGCACUUACUGCUCAGAAAGCGGGCACUAGGUAA
Dermacentor silvarum is the source of this 882-nucleotide messenger RNA. RefSeq lists its product as uncharacterized. Lineage: Eukaryota; Metazoa; Arthropoda; Arachnida; Ixodida; Ixodidae. Gene Ontology annotation, molecular function: serine-type endopeptidase inhibitor activity. Bases 19 to 882 code for a protein of 287 amino acids. The transcript has 6 exons. The record is from RefSeq and is a predicted model, not a curated record.